Messenger RNA from Solea senegalensis (Senegalese sole), 5386 nucleotides. Its product is annotated as WD repeat-containing protein 49-like. Gene Ontology annotation, molecular function: protein binding. The record is from RefSeq and is a predicted model, not a curated record. The transcript is spliced from 18 exons. The coding region runs from base 1085 to 3652 and encodes 855 amino acids. Lineage: Eukaryota; Metazoa; Chordata; Actinopteri; Pleuronectiformes; Soleidae.
UGACAAAGAUUUCCAAAAGUGUGUCUCUUUUCACAUUGUUGAAGGAAAGUGCUUCAUUUCCGCUCAGUUGCCUUUCCAUUCUUUCCCUCUGACGGCGCCUCUUUGCUCCUGCGACUAAGAUCCACACCAAUUUCCCCCCAUUCCAGCAACUUCAUUAUUCCCCCUGAAUAAAAGUGGAUUUUCCGUGGUGGAUUUGCAGUGCGCUAUUUUAGGCUCAGUGCUGGCUCCUACAUGCACCGCUGUAAUCCAAUUGUGAUAGUGUUAAUUUUUAAAGCUUUAUUAUUGAAAUUGCUGAGACCUAAUUUUCUGAUCCCGUCACCGCUGACGACCACAAUAAUCAGCUAAUUCAAGUUAUUCCAGACCAUUAAGUCACACGCAGGGAUUUGACGUGGUCACUGGAGCAGCAUUUAGGAAGAGGGAUGAAAGCAUCUAUACAGUAUAUGUUGGAUGUAAAGCUGUGGGCUUGCAGUCAGAGAAGCAGUUGGUUUGUUUCUUUUAGUGUGUGUGUGCAGAGUGACCCUUGGAGGCAUUUAAAUAGGACUAUAAAGCUCUGAAUGUGUGUGUUUUUAUUUUUUGUUCUGGAUCACAUCAGUAUUUUUAGUUGAGUCAAUGCCUGAACUCCUUUAUGAGUGGCAAUAGAAUACUAAUGUUCUUGUGAAUUGUGUUGCUGUAGCCAUUGUGUGUGUGGGUGCGCGUGUGUGCGCACACACACACAGUGUUACAUUAGACAGGGUCUGGACUCACAAACACUCUUUUUGACUACUUGGUUGCCUGGAAACUCAGCCACAGUCUUUUGAGAGUGAGGUAUAAUAAAAGAAAACAAUUGAAUGUGUGUGUGUGUGUGUGUGUGUGGCCACUGUCUGGGCUACUGGGGGCAGUUUUGAAGACAAAGCUUGGGCUCCAGGAUUCUGCUGAACCUUCUACAGCAAGACGCAGCCAAGGCCAAGGCAGACUAACCAGAGUCUGAGGAUUUGUUUGAACUUUCAGGGCCUCAGAGGUAAAGAGAUUCUGGGACAAUGUUCUGUGGACAACCGUCGCGGACUAAGGUUAUGAACUUGGAUGUUUUGACAGGUGAGCUGUAACCAUGGGGACGAGAAUGGAGGUGGCACGGCUCGAGAGCGCUAUGAACACUGAUGACUACAGAAAGCUCCAGAGCCUUUUCUUGGACCACUUGGGUGCACAGCGCUCCUUGUCCAGAACUGAAUUCAUCAAUUUGGCUUGGUCCUUGGUGGGUCGUGGCUCCAAGGAGGAAUAUGGCCUCCUGUUUGACAGCGUGGUCGUGACUCAGGAGCACCGCGGCCUCCUUCUCUACGGUGAAGCUGUGAAGGAGGAAGGACGUGUCAACUGGGGAGGCCUGUGCUCCUUUCUGCUGCUGGAGCUUUCUGAUAAAGUGACAAACAUCAGGAGCAGCAGUGUGCCUUGCUGGAAGACCCCGCGCACCCUGACCUGUCCUCAUCGGGACCAGGUUCAAAAGGUGUUGUACCUGCAGAGCUCAGGUCAGUAUUUGACCCUGAGUAAAAGGGGAAGUGUAGGGCUGCGGGACAGAGAGGACAUGUCCCUCGUGCACUCACAUCGACUGCAAAACAGCACAGUGGCGCCCAAAGACCUGUGGAUCACAGAUGUGGUGCUGCUGCCAAAUAUUCACAAGAUAGCGGUGUCGUUUACGAGUAAGGAGGUGUGUUUCUAUGACAUACUUUCUAAACAGGACUUCAGCUGCAGAUAUAAACUCCAGGGUUUGAAGUUUACUCCCUGGUGUCUCGACUACUGGGCUGAUCUCUCUCAGCCUGACCAGGCCGUUCUCACCAUAGGAGACAUUGGAGGACAGGUCAGUGCUUUGCACUUCACCUCCACUCAGAUCUCUCUGUUUGAGAGACUCGGAGCGAGGACGGACUCCGAUACAGCAGACAUCAUCCUGUGGGACGAGCUGGUCAAAGGAAAACAUCGCUCCUGUUACACUGUGACGCACCAAGUACACGCACCUGCCUGGGUUAGAAAAGUGCGUUACCUGGGUGCAAUGGGAGCCUUUGUGUCGUGCAGCACCAGACCACAGAGCAGCAUGGUGAUCGGCUGGAGAGAAAAAGAAAGCAGGAGUCUCCGCGUCACUCCUUUCUUCACAAAGCGGGGAGUGUGGGACAUGGACCAUCACUGUGGACUCAAUCUGACAGCCACAGCAGGCAUGGAUCAUCAGGUCUUGCUGUGGAACCCGUAUGUGACCUCCGAGCCGGUGUGUGCACUCAGUGGACACACAAGCCCCGUCCUCGCUGUUUGCUUCAUACAGACCAAGCAACAAUUGCUCAGCUACUCCAAAGAUAAGGUCUUGUGUCUAUGGGAUGUGUCCAGUCAGCAGUGUGUUCACCGUCUGGCUGGUGUCUUCCCAAAGACACAGGAGGACACGCACACUCUCCUGUUCCUCCAUGAAGAGCGUCAUCUCCUUCUGCUCACCUUUAACAGUCUGCUUCUUCUGCUGGAGACUGAGGAGAACGAGGAGAAGAGGACAAGCAGCCAUGAGCAGCCUGUUACAUGUGUGCUGUACAACAGUCUCUUCAGACAGGUCGUCAGCAGUGACGCUGCCUCUUCUGUGAUCUGCUGGCAGGCUGACACAGGCCAAAAGGUCAAGCAGUUCCUUCGUUGCCAUGGCAAUGCUGAGAUAUCCACCAUGGCCCUGGAUGGUACGCAGACCCGGCUGUUUACUGCAGGCACUGACGGAGAGGUCAAAGUGUGGGACUUUAAUGGGCGCUGCCUCCACAGAAUGAAUGCUGGACUGGGUCGGGCUGUGGAGAUCUCACAGGUGCUGCUGCUGAAGAGGAGCAUCCUGGUGAUGGGCUGGGAGAGGAUGCUGACCAUUUUCCGCCUGCACUCCUUCUCGCAGUCAUUUGUUGAGCCCUCAGAUUGGAAGGGUGGUGUUCAACAUCGCAGUGAUGUGCUUUGUGCUGCUUUCCAGCCUCCACAGACUCUGGUCACAGGAAGCUACGACGGGGAGAUCACAGUGUGGAACAAUGACACAGAAAAAGCUCUGAGGAAGCUGCAGCCACGUGCUGACAGGAAGCAACAAGGCGACUCUCCAGACUCUCAUCCGAGUUUGAAUAGCAGAACAGAUUCAGACGCCUUCACUGCCGUCACAAGAUUGUUCUUUAUACCGGGACGCACGUCUGCAGCUACAGGUGGAGCUGACUUGGUGUCAUGUGGAGGUUCAGGUGUGGUCAGGCUCUGGAACACUGUCCACAGCCGUCUUAUGGGACAGUUCAAGGCUCACAGCAGAGACCUGGGAUCUAUUGUCAUGACUAUCAGUCCCUGUGGAAAGUAUUUAGUCACUGCUGAUAGAGAGGGAACAGUCAAGACGUGGGACAUACAGCAUUAUCUACUUGAUCCCAAUCACGAAACAACCAAAGAACCUCCACGUCUGCUGUGUCGUUUCCGUCCACACCUUGAUCGCGUAACUCACCUGGAGACGUGUGUCCAUGGCAACAGGCUCCUCCUUCUCUCUGCGUCAUCAGACUGCAGUGUGGCUCUAAGCCGCCUGCCUGGAGACACUGUUGGUCUGUUUGGACAGGAGGAGCCGUGGUGCUUGGACCGACCUGGACGUCUGCACCCACAGCAGGAUGAGAGAGACAUCAGAGGGAGCGGGCGGGGGUCAACCUCCACCUCCCUGUGAGACUUUAUCAGGACCUAAGACUCAACACCUCAGCAGAGGGAGGAGAGAGGUGGUAAUAAAAGAUGAGAUGGCAGCACUGAACAGAAACUAACCUUUAUCUAUAUUUAAAGAUGAGUCUGCUAAACUUUUCAUGAGUAAAAUAAAGUAUUCACCAACAGCUUUUUUGUUAUUUAAGCUAAAUUCCAUGAAACAUAAGCAGGCUCGUCAUCAUCUCUCAGGCGAUCACAAUACGGCACAAAAAAGAAAUUGCAGCUUUCUCACAAAAAGCGCCCCCGGACGGUGCGGCGAGUCGUCAUUUGUGCUUCCAGCUGUGUGAUUUUCCACUCAGAUCUGUAGAAAACAGAAAGACAUUCAAUGCUAUUUUCUGGGGAAUUAGUAUGUGUGCCUCGUGGUUACAAACUAACCACAGUCAGGGAAACACUGCGGAGUUCUCAAAGUCACCUUCUCUUUCAUUGCCAGUGGAGUAGCUUCAGGCUCGUCACUGAUAUGACACCAGAAAUUACAGAGUUUUGAUUCUCUGUUCGGAGCUUUCUUGAAGUUAAUGCAUCUGUAAACUCAUACAGAACAAAAGAACAGUUUUUGUGAUAAUAAUUAACCGUCAGCCUCAGCCACUGUUUGUGUGUCAUUCGUUUGUCUUCCAGUUUUUGGUUUUUGCCAGUGUCUGUUCCUGAAAAAUGUGAUAUAUUUUAAUGGCAUUAAUAUACCAAAUAGAAUUUCAGAGUCACCGCAACAAAAAAAUCAAUAAGGCAACUUGAGAAUGCUGGGAAUUAUUAAUCCUAUUUCUCAGAUCAACACCUGACUCACUAUAUACACUCUACGGUAUAUUCUGUAUUUGUGAGCAAUGUAAAAGCCAGUGAAUGGACCUUGCAAAAAAAAACCCAAAACACAUUCUGACUUUUGAAGAAAGCACUUUUCUUCAAAAAUAUUUAGUUAGUAUGACAAACUAACUUGGUAAAAAAUAAACAAAUACAUGUCCUAUUAAAAGCUACUAAUUUGUCUGUAGAAAACCACAGGACAGCAGCAAAGAGAUCCCGGGUCUGUUUGCUGCCUCAUAUACACACACGACAACAAAUGAGUUGACAAAUUACACAUUUAUACGAAAACAAUUUCAUAUUACUAGUUCAUUUUAGUUGGAAGUAAUUUAUCUGUGUGUUACCAUUUGAUUUUUUUAAAUGUGUCUAGUAAUUUUCUUUUUCCAGCACAGGUAUAUGAGACAUAGCUCAUGGCUUCGCUUUAUUAAGGCCUGCUCUUUCACAUUAGUGCAUUUAUUACUUCAUAAGUUAGACUCUAAUGUGAGACAAUGAAGGAUUUUUAAGGAGAUUUUUAGGUGAUAGAGUUAAGUGGCACGGGGAAAAAUGUUAUAUAUAAAGUCAGAAGUGUCAUUUAAUAUUAAUCUACUGCGCAGUGGUUUUAAAGGGAUAAUGAAAAUGGUGGAGGUGAAGUAAAGUUAAGAUUUUAGUGUCUCUGAAAGCCCGCGGGCAAGUCACAUUUAUGAAACACAUCCCAACUUUGGAAACACCUGAGAAGUGUAGUGGGGGGAAAUUGCCCACCAGACGUCCACAGGCGUAAUCAAUAGUGACUGUGUGAGUAUGUGUCUGUGCGUGAGAGACAGAGUGUGCACUGUACUGAGCUCAUCAGAAAAGUUUGUGUGGUUGAUUCGGUGGAAGGGCCAAUUGGCAAGUCCACACUGGGCUCGCAGCCAGCUACUGGGCAUGAGGUGAGGAGAAGGAAUGG